Molecule: messenger RNA, 1355 nt
Organism: Harpegnathos saltator (Jerdon's jumping ant)
Lineage: Eukaryota; Metazoa; Arthropoda; Insecta; Hymenoptera; Formicidae
Gene: RfC38
Product: replication factor C subunit RfC38
Exons: 5
Coding region: 166-1230 (354 amino acids)
Biological process (GO): DNA repair; DNA-templated DNA replication
Cellular component (GO): DNA replication factor C complex; nucleus
Molecular function (GO): ATP hydrolysis activity; DNA clamp loader activity; DNA binding
Source: RefSeq, a predicted model, not a curated record
UGUAUAUUAAUCAACAUCAAUUUAUGUUGAAUGCUGUUUUUAUUAUGAUUUUGCAUAUAGACGAAAUAUUUUUGAAGUAGAUGACGAUUGAAGAGUAUAUUAUCGCUUUCGAGCACAGUACAGUUUCACUAAAAACGUCAUUUGUGAAUAUUCUUGGAUAUCAAAAUGAGUUUGUGGGUUGAUAAGUAUCGUCCUACGACACUUGCUAAAUUAGAUUAUCAUCUCGAACAAGCGGAGGACUUGAAAAAUAUGGUUCAAAAGCGAGACUUUCCGCAUUUAUUAGUGCAUGGACCACCAGGUGCAGGAAAGAAAACUCGUAUAUUAUGUAUUUUAAAAGAACUUUAUGGAAAUGCAGCUGAGAGAUUAAAAACAGAAAACAUGCAGUUUGAGACAGCUUCUAAAAAAAAGUUAGAGAUAUUAACAAUAAGCAGUAAUUACCAUAUUGAAGUAAAUCCCAGUGAUGCAGGAAUACAUGACAGAAUUGUUGUUAUGGAGUUAAUAAAAGCAACCGCACAAACACAUCAUAUAGAUAUAGGUCAAACAGAAUUUAAAGUGGUAUUGCUGUCAAAUGUGGAUCAACUUACUAGGGAUGCGCAGCACGCACUUCGUAGAACAAUGGAAAAAUACAUUAGUACAUGUAGAUUGAUUCUUUGUGCUAACUCAACAUCACGAGUUCUACCUGCGAUUCGAUCGCGAUGUGUACGAAUUCGAGUACCCGCACCAACAGCUUCCGAAAUAAAAAAUAUCUUACAUUCCAUUUGUAGACGUGAGGGACUUAGCUUGCCUGACGAAUUGGCUAAUCGGAUAAUCGAGGCUAGCGAUAGAAAUCUCAGACGAGCAAUAUUAAUGCUUGAAGCUUCCAAAGUUGAGCAGUAUCCAUUCACCACUAAUCAAAAGAUAACAGAGCCAGAUUGGCAAGUAUAUAUACGAAAUACAGCUACUAAGAUGAUAUCUGAACAAUCUCCCAAAGUACUUCUGGAAAUUCGUAAUAGAUUUUAUGAUUUAUUAACACGUGCUAUACCGUGCGAUCUAAUAUUCAGAGGACUGUUACAAGAAUGUGUAAAGAAAUGCGAUGAUCAGUUGAAAAGAGAAAUUAUUGAUAUUGCAUCAGAAUACCAACAUAGAAUGAUACGUGGUUCAAAACCCAUCUUCCAUUUAGAAGCUUUUGCUGCACGAUUUAUGGCGAUUUAUAAAAAGUAUAUCGACUCAUCCCUAGAAGGUUUUAUGUAAAGUUUGUAACUUUUUAUAUUUGUACUUUUUAUGUAAUAGUUAUACUAUAUAACGAUAUAGUAUUAUAGAAUACAGUAAAUUUUUUCAAUAUCUAUUUUGAAAUGUUGGAAUAUUAUAAAGACCAU